This is a messenger RNA of Trichoderma citrinoviride, 1443 nucleotides long. Its product is annotated as cyclin F-box/Jumonji domain-containing protein. The record is from RefSeq and is a predicted model, not a curated record. Gene Ontology annotation, cellular component: nucleus. NCBI's taxonomy places the organism in Eukaryota, Fungi, Ascomycota, Sordariomycetes, Hypocreales, Hypocreaceae. Gene Ontology annotation, molecular function: cis-regulatory region sequence-specific DNA binding; protein binding. The transcript is spliced from 2 exons. Bases 1 to 1443 code for a protein of 480 amino acids.
AUGCCUUCCGCAGUCACAGAAAAUGUUCACGAGGCCAGCGACUCCAUUCCGACUCACCCUCUCGGGCUGAAGCCUCUGGGAAACCAAUAUCUUGCAGAGGGGCCAAAUGCCCGACGGAACAUUGGCACUUGGGCAGCUCUGCCUGAAGAGAUGCUUGCCCUUGUUCUUGAGGGCUUCGACCAAAAUUCUCUGUUGACACUUGGUUCUACGUGCAAAUACAUGUAUGCUUUCUGCCAUUCUGAAGAAUUGUGGAAAGCCGUGUAUCUACGAUCUGGAUCAACGAGCAGUUCGUCUAUGAAUUGGCGGGGAUCUUGGAGGUCGACUGUCCUUCAACUUGCCAGCGACAAAGAGGCAAAAGUUGACUGCAGCAACGUCUUUUCUGAUGUCCUGCACCGACCUUUUGCUUGCAGCAAUAUUGAGCUGGCGAAAUUCGCCAACGGGAUACCGAAGAUGAACCAGAUACGUCGGUUCGAGAACCUGACGUAUGAAGAGUAUGCUGAGAAAUGGACUGAACAGCCUUUCAUUUUGACGAAAUGCAUACAAGAUUGGCCCGUCCACUCUCAAUGGACCAUUGACUCCCUGCUCGCCAAGUAUGCCGAUGUGGAGUUUCGAGCCGAAGCAGUCGAUUGGACAUUUUCACAGUACUGUGAAUAUAUGAAGAGGAACAGAGACGAAAGCCCCCUCUACCUGUUUGACAAGAAAUUUGCGGAAAAGAUGGGCAUUGAAGUCGGACACAUGGAAGGUGCGGCAUAUUGGCGGCCAGACUGCUUCGGACCAGAUCUCUUUGAAGUCUUGGGAGACGAGCGGCCUGCUCACCGGUGGUUGAUCAUCGGGCCAGAACGGAGCGGCUCUACUUUCCACAAGGAUCCCAACGGCACGAGUGCCUGGAAUGCCGUGAUUCAGGGGUCCAAAUACUGGAUCAUGUUUCCACCCACGGCCCAGGUUCCCGGAGUCUACGUAUCCUCGGACAGCAGCGAGGUGACGAGCCCCCUGAGCAUCGCCGAGUGGCUGCUCACGUUCCACGCCGAGGCUAGACAGAUGCCCGAGUGCGUGGAGGGCAUUUGCAAUGCUGGAGAGAUUCUCCAUGUGCCGAGCGGGUGGUGGCACCUUGUGGUGAAUCUCGAAAAGGGCAUUGCGCUCACGCAGAACUUUGUUCCGCAGUCUCCCAACCUGAACCUGGUCUCCGAAGUCUUGUCGUUCCUGAGGGAUAAGCCGGAUCAGGUGUCUGGCUUUUCGCGUGAUGUGGAAGAUCCCUUUGGGCUAUUUACGGCAAGACUCAAGCAUGAGUACCCGGAUGUGCUGGAGAGGGCGCUGGAGUUGGCGGAUAGGAAGAAUGGGAAGAAGAGGAAGUGGGAUACAGCGGUGGGCCGGGACGAAGAGCAGGCCGAAGGGUUCAGUUUUAGUUUUGGAUUUGGCGGCGACGAUGAUGAUGAGAUACCCUAA